UGAGAUAAUAUUCAGAUGAAAUAGGUUGCUGAUGGAAGUGUAAGCAGUGAUUUUUCAUGGAAAUUAUAUUUGAGAUGCUCAGUAUUUCAUAAGGAAUUAGGAGUUGGAACAAAAUAGCAAUGGAUUUUUUGGAUUUGUCAGCAUUUGUGCGAGGGCAUCGACGAGCAGGAAGUGAUGUACAGUUUAUAGAGAGAACCCGUCUAGAUGCCCUGAAAGCAAUGAAUAAGGAGCUACAGAAGCUGAUUCAGACAGCGCCCCCUGGAUUGCAGGAGAGGGCUCGAGCAGAAUUUGAUGAAUUUGAGAAGCUGUUUGGAAGAUAUCUACAGGAGGCAGGCCAUGCUAUUGUGUGGGACAAAAUUGGACAGGCGUCGCAGGAUGCUAUUAAGAUGUACAGUGAAUUAAAGCCUCCAGAAACGAGCGUCAUGAAAAACCUCCUGAAUCAACUGGUAGUCAUCAAACUGAACGGAGGGCUGGGAACCAGUAUGGGAUGUCAAGGACCUAAAAGCAUCAUCAGUGUCCGAAACGACCUCACAUUUCUGGAUCUUACAGUUCAACAGAUCGAGCACCUGAACAAAACCUAUGGGACUGAUGUCCCUCUGGUUUUGAUGAAUUCCUUCAAUACUGAUGAAGACACUGAAAAAAUCCUCAAAAAGUACAGUCAGGUCAAGGUCAAAAUCUUCACAUUCAACCAGAGCAGGUAUCCACGAAUUAGCCGAGAAUCUCUGUUACCUGUUGCACCCAAUUUUAAUGUAGACAACAUUGAGAGCUGGUACCCUCCAGGUCACGGUGAUGUAUACCAAAGUCUUGCUAAUUCUAACCUCCUGGAUCAGUUUAUAAAAGAUGGCAGGAAGUACCUGUUUAUGUCCAACAUUGACAACCUUGGUGCGACCGUUGAUCUCAAUAUUUUAAAUUUUCUACUGAAUCCAAAGUCAGGGCCAGCACCUGAAUUUGUGAUGGAAGUUACAAACAAAACAAGGGCAGAUGUAAAGGGUGGUACUCUGGUGGAAUACGACGGAAAACUCCGACUUCUAGAAAUAGCUCAAGUCCCCAAGGACCACGUGGAUGAAUUUAAAAGUGUUAGUAAAUUUAAAAUAUUUAACACCAACAAUCUGUGGAUAAGCUUGGAUGCUAUAAAGAGAGUGGUGGAAGAAAACACUCUGCACAUGGAGAUUAUUGUUAAUCCAAAGACUCUUGACAACGGAUUGAAUGUGGUCCAGCUGGAGACGGCUGUAGGUGCUGCCAUUAAGAGUUUUGAAGGUGCUAUUGGUAUCAAUGUCCCUCGACGUCGAUUCUUGCCGGUGAAGACAACUUCGGACCUUUUGAUUGUGAUGAGUAACCUGUACAGUAUGAAGACUGGUGCUCUAGAGAUGAACCCACAAAGGUCAUUCCCCUCCGUACCGCUAGUCAAACUGGGCUCUCACUUCACCAAGGUGAAGGAUUUCCUUUACCGCUUUUCCAGUAUUCCAGACAUGUUGGAACUUGAUCAUCUUACAGUGUCAGGAGAUGUCACCUUCGGCAAGAACGUCACACUCAAGGGGACAGUUAUAAUUAUUGCCAAUCAUGGUGACAGAAUUGACAUUCCUUCAGGGGCAGUGUUGGAGAACAAAAUUGUAUCGGGAAACCUCAGGAUCCUAGACCAUUGAACUUGUGUUGCCAUAGUAACAGCCUGGGUGUUGCUGGUCACUCUCGGGAGUUGUAACAGUUACAUUGUGUGCUUACCUUCCACUGACUAAUCAAUGUUUAACAGAAGAGUCAUCAAAGACAAUUUACUUGUCAUAUCUUUAUUCGAAAAUAUCAUGUGACUGAACACGAACAGUUACCAAUUGUAUUUGAUGUGACACAUAGUUUUUCAAAAAUACUAGGGUGUGAAACCAAGUUUAUAUUGUAGAAGUUUUGUUGAAGAUAAGAAAAUGUUGCUGCACGCUGAUUGUAAGUUAUUAGUUUGUUUGUUUAAAGCAAACAUUUUUUGUUAUUUUCUGGUCAUCGCUAUCCCAGAGCAAUAUCCAAUAUGUGAUUUUGUUUUUAUGAGUGAAUUAGGUUGGAGUUUGUUAUAGGUUUGAUAGAUGGUGUGUUUGUAAGUUGUUAAUUUUGUACUCAAAAUCUUGCAGAAAUGGUUUGUAUCGUUAAGGCGUAAAAUUAGAACUGAUUGCCUGUAAAACAGUGCAGUUGUGAAUCUUGAUUCUGAUGUACAUUUUACCCGUUACCCAUGAUGCACCUGGGACAACAUAAACAUGUUGGAACUCAUGUGUUGAAUGUAAGUUUCAUAGCAAGUGUGAGUUAGUAGUAGAUUUUUUCUCAAACUCAAUUUCUGUUUUAUGUUGAGUUGAAGUCAUUUUUGUGUCACAGUUGAUAUCUAGAUUUAUAAACAAGAAAACAUCGGAAGUUUUUCAUGUACAAAACAUUGGUAAAUGUCAAUAUUUUGAAAUUUUACAAUUUCUCUACAUUAGCAAGUAUAUAUCUUUGUAACUAGGUAUUUAUAUGUGAUGCUUAAAACACCUUAUUAUUAACCAUAAAGGACCCUUACAAUACCGGUACCUUAUUUCUGCAGUAGCAAACGGACACAAUUUCAGAAGAUAACAUAGCUACAUUUGUUUUGAUGUGCUAAUAGGAAUUAGUAGUUUCUGUGGGGGCUUGGGGGCUCAGUCGUCAUUGAUUUUUAUGUUAACUGCAUAUCUAUUGUAACCAUGACAAGUCGUGUUGCAAAGACAUAUUCAUUAAACAUAUCCCAUCUAAGCUGCAGACGUAGCUCUCAGGGGGGGGGGGGGGGGGGGGGGGGAUGUUGGGACAGAUCAGAUCUUUUUUCAAGAGGGCUACAGAGAAGUUCCAUGCACACAGAAUAAAAUACACACCACAGGAAUUUACUCUAGAUGGAAAUGUUUCUGUAGGAAUCCAUGCACGAUAAUGUAGGGAAACUGAUAUUCUCGAGGUUUCUUUCAGAUUUGUGACUUGUAGGGAUUUAUUUCACGUACAGUUCUUUAAAGAGUGACUUAAGUUUCAUCUCCUUCAUUUGGAUUUAUUAAAUGAAAUCCAUUCCCUGUUUAUUGUUUGGAAAAAAUUUCUGUUGUUUAAUAAUGAAGUUUACAUAAUGUUUUUGGACUGUUUACAACAUAAGAAGGGUGUGUUAUGGAGUGCAGUAUUAUCUUACUUUAUUACUAUCAGUUAUCACUAAUGUAUUCUGCUUCUCUGUAACAAUAAAUGUUAGCAGAUAUAAAGCUAACACAAUAUUCUGUUA
Ostrea edulis (European flat oyster) is the source of this 3232-nucleotide messenger RNA. Its product is annotated as UTP--glucose-1-phosphate uridylyltransferase-like. The coding region runs from base 120 to 1643 and encodes 507 amino acids. NCBI's taxonomy places the organism in Eukaryota, Metazoa, Mollusca, Bivalvia, Ostreida, Ostreidae. The record is from RefSeq and is a predicted model, not a curated record. Gene Ontology annotation, biological process: UDP-alpha-D-glucose metabolic process; glycogen metabolic process. The transcript is spliced from 15 exons. Gene Ontology annotation, molecular function: UTP:glucose-1-phosphate uridylyltransferase activity. Gene Ontology annotation, cellular component: cytoplasm.